Gossypium arboreum is the source of this 699-nucleotide messenger RNA. Its product is annotated as actin cytoskeleton-regulatory complex protein PAN1-like. The coding region runs from base 1 to 699 and encodes 232 amino acids. Lineage: Eukaryota; Viridiplantae; Streptophyta; Magnoliopsida; Malvales; Malvaceae. The record is from RefSeq and is a predicted model, not a curated record. The transcript has a single exon.
AUGGGUGGAAGGAUCUCAAGCCUGCCACCUCCAUCUUCAACAAUAUCAUCACCACGACCACUUAUGGAAUUAAGAAGAUCAUCGUCAUCAUCAAUCUUUGAAAUGAUGUUUGAUGUUAUUGGAUGGAUUACGGGUGGUGCUCCAGAUCCAAAGGCAGCAGAAACAAUUGAGCAACAACAAGUAAACCAUAAAAGUGAUCAAAACGAUGAAACUGCAGAACCAUGCGAUGUGUCAAUGAUACCUUCAUCAAAUUUAAUUUUACCUCCUACACUACCAGCACCAAGAGCCAUGCUGUUGUCGCCUAUUCCAGCAUGUCCACCCAUACAGAGCUUAGUGCAUCCUUCCCCAAUAAUGCCAUCACCAACCACCCCACAUGCAACUCCCCUCCCAGAAACAAUUGAGGAGCAACAAGUAAACCGCAAAAGUGAUCAAAACGAUGAAACUGCAAAACCAUGCGAUAAGAUAAUGAUACCUUCAUUAAAUUUAAUUUUACCUCCUACACUACCAGCACCAAGAGCAAUGCUGUUGUCGCCUAUUCCAGCAUGUCCACCCAUACAGAGCUUAGUGCAUCCUUCCCCGAUAAUGCCAUCACCAACCACCCCACAUGCAACUCCCCUCCCAGAAAUAAUUGAGCAGCAACAAGUAAACCGCAAAAGUGAUCAAAACGAUGAAACUGCAAAACCAUGCGAUAAGUUAUGA